This is a messenger RNA of Caenorhabditis angaria, 574 nucleotides long. The record is from the annotation of a GenBank genome assembly. NCBI's taxonomy places the organism in Eukaryota, Metazoa, Nematoda, Chromadorea, Rhabditida, Rhabditidae.
AUGUCACGCGAUUUAUUGAAUCAAACAUGUCCAGCUCGUCCCAGCAGUAUUCAGGUCAGUUUUUUUUUGGAAAAUUCAAAUCUCAUCCCCACAAAUUUCCAGAAACAUCGCCAAAAAAUCGAGUGCUUGAGUUUCAAAAAAGGAAACUGUCAGUUUGGCUCCAAAUGUUUCUUCUUCCAUCCGCCAACUCCAAAACCAGCAGCAACUGCACCUUUAAACUCCCAAAUUUGCCGAUUUUUUCUCAAAGGGACGUGCUUUUUUGGAAAUCGGUGAGAAUUUUUGAUGAAAUAAACUUUGAACAUGAAUUAUGAAGACGUGGCAAAAUUUGAAAUUUAGUUUCAGUAUUCUGAAGCCCCUUCACAUUGCCACGUCAUAACUCAUAUUCAGAGUUGAAUCUCCAGCUCCCCCUUUUCUCAAAGUUUGAGAUGUUUGUUUCAGAUGUCGAAAUCUUCAUCAAUAUUCUGUGUCUUCUUAUGAUUAUGAUAAACGUCAGGAUUUGAACAAUACAGUUGCCUACGAAAAACCGGAUUACAUGGGAUUUUCGAAAUAUGUAAACUAUAGAGAGAAAUUUUGA